GAAUCCUAGAACAAUAGGAUUCAGAAUCAGCGGGAGCUACCCAAUCCAACUCCAGGUGGAAGUGAAUCCGCAACCUGAUUGGCCUGCUGGAGCAGCCAAUCAGGCGGCUGGCAGAAGUGAAUCUGCUACCUGAUUGGCCUGUAGGAGCAGCCAAUCAGGCUGCAGGCAGAAGUCAAUCCACAAUAUAAUUGGCCCACAGGUGUAGCCCUGAAGUAGCCAAUCACGCAAGGCCCAUUGUGUAAAUAAUGUAUAUAAGCAGAUGGUUUUGGGAAAAGAGCCAUUCUUCUUCUCCUCUUCUCCUUGAUGACUAUGAGCUGAAUAAAGAGCAUGAAAUUCACUCUCGACUCCGAGUACAUUUCACUGGCGACGAAGGUGGGAUCCUGCUGAGCUGACCGCCACCACGCACUGCACCGCAGCACCGCCACCUGCUGCACCGCUGCAUCGCACCGUGCAUCCAGGCUUCAGCUCCAGGACCCAAGGAACCCAGAAUGGCAACCGACAGCAGCUUCUCGCCAUUCAAACCAGCAUCAGGAGACUGGGAAGGGUACGCCGCCCGUUUCAACUUCCUCCUGCAAGCGAAAGAAGUCACCAACGAUGCCAUGAAGAGGGCGACAUUCUUCAGCGUCUGUGGAGAGGAGACGUUUGAAAUCGCCCGGGCUCUCCUUGCACCUAGAGAUGUCGCUACCGUCUCUUACAAAACAAUAAUGGAACGGCUGAAGGAGCACUUCUCACCACAGCCCUCGGUGGUAGCUUGCCGAAAUGCCUUCUACGCAAAGCGGCAAGCCCCGGGGGAAACCAUAACUGGGUUUGUGACCUCCCUCCGCCAAGCCGCCCGGCUAUGCAACUUCUCAGAGUUGGAGAACAUGCUUCGUGACCGCCUCGUCGGUGGCCUGAGGAACGAGAUGUUGCAACGACGCCUCUACGCAAAAAAAGACCUCACGUUCCAGAUUGCUCUGGAGGAAGCCCUGGCAACCGAAGCCGCCGAGAGGUCAACGCAAGAGGCACGACCGGCCCCGCCAUCCCAACCGAGGGUCUACCACGAAGACCUCACCGACGAAUCCGAAUCUGACAGGGAGGAAGUACACCGAGUACAGCGGCGCACUCAAGCAGCACACACACCACAGCAGCCUCGACGAGAAGGAGGGAACUGUGCAAGCUGCGGGGAGAACCACGAGAGGAGGACCUGUCGUUUCCGCAACGCAGAGUGCAGGCAGUGCCGAAAAUUGGGACACAUCGCCCGGGUGUGUCGGGCUCGACUCACCCGUCGACAAGCAUCAGAUGACCGACCCAGGAGCCCCAGGUCACACGGCACCAUGCACCAAGGCAACUCGACGGAGAUCACGGACUACCAGGUAUUCCAGUUGCCCCAUCCCAGCACAGAGAAAAUUUAUAUAGAGGUACAGAUAGAGGGAGCCCCAUGCCGCAUGGAGCUGGACACGGGUUCAACUCUAUCCAUAAUCUCGGCCCGAACAUUAAGGGAACUGUGCCCUAAUGGGGGUCCCAAACUAAGGCCGGCCCCAUUCACCCUCCGGGACUUCCAGAAACGUAAGGUCCCUACAAUGGGGGUGGGGACCUUCAGGGUGCAAUAUCGAGGGCGAAAGCAACAAUUGGACUUGCUGGUAGUUAAGGGCCCCUACGUUAGCUUACUGGGACUGGCAUGGUUUGGACCUCUGGGGCUAGCCGUUACCGGGGUGAACCGCACUAGCUUACAAGUGGACGUGGACGCCAUAUGCAAAGAGUUUCCAGGGGUUUUCGAUGGGGCAUUGGGACGAUAUACAGGACCCCCCAUUGCCCUACAGCUAGACCCCGCUGUACGACCCAUCAGGCACAAGGCCCGCCGGGUCCCGUUCACCCUGAAACCCCGCAUAGACGAGGAAUUGGACCGGCUCGUGGAGCAAGGAGUGCUGGAGCCGGUGCCCAACGCCCCCUGGGAAACUCCAAUUGUCACACCCGUCAAGCCUAACGGUUCGGUCCGCAUCUGUGCAGACUACAAAUGCACCAUAAACAAGGCUCUCACGGCCCAUGCAUACCCAGUGCCAGUGGUCAGCCAUGUCCUCGCCACCCUGGCUGGGUCAAAAAUCUUUGGCAAACUGGACUUGGCCCAAGCGUAUCAACAGUUGCCUGUGGACGAAGCCACAGCAGAGGCUCAGACGAUUGUGACGCACAGAGGGGCAUUCAGAGUAAAGCGGCUGCAAUUUGGCGUUAGCGUGGCACCAGGCAUAUUCCAGAAUCUAAUGGACUCUCUCCUUAAAGGGAUUCCUGGCGUCACCCCCUUCUUCGAUGAUGUACUGAUCGCCGGGCCCACACCAGAGGAAUUUGAGGACCGCCUCCGCUCCGUCCUGCACCGUUUCCAGACGGCGGGCCUCAAGGUGAAGCGGGAAAAGUGUUUACUGGGAGUGCCGCAGGUGGACUUUCUGGGAUUUAAGGUGGACGCAGAAGGGGUCCAUCCAACCGGUGACAAGGUACGGGCCAUUUGUGAGGCCCCAGCGCCCAAGAGCAAGCCCGAACUUCAGUCAUUCUUGGGACUAUUGAACUUUUACCAUGCCUUCCUUCCCCAUAAGGCAGCGGUAGCGGAGCCCCUACACAGACUCCUAGAUAAAAGGGCCCCUUGGGUGUGGGGCCAGCGACAAAGGGCCGCAUUCCAGGCAGUCAAGGACUUGCUCGUCUCGAACUCGGUCUUGGCACACUUCGACGAGAGGCUGCCAGUGGUGCUGGCAUGCGACGCCUCUCCCUAUGGCAUCGGCGCUGUCCUGGGACACCAACUCCCGGAUGGAAGAGAGGUGCCGGUGGCAUACUUCUCCCAGACGCUUGCUGCAGCCGAACGAAACUACUCACAGAUUGACAAGGAGGGUCUGGCAAUCGUGAAGGGCGUAAAAAAAUUCCAUGAUUUCUUGUACGGCCGGCCCUUUACCAUAGUGACUGACCACAAGCCGUUGCUUGGCCUGUUUGCCCCCGAGAAGCAGACCCCCCAAGUGUUGUCUCCACGUGUCCUCAGGUGGUCAAUUUUCCUUGCCGGCUACCAGUAUGCACUAAUCCACCGCCCUGGGAAGGCGAUGGGCCACGCAGACGCCCUCAGCAGGCUACCACUACCAGAAACAGGCCCCGACCCAGCGCCUGCGCAAGAGGUUAUGACCCUGGAGCUGCUUCCCGACCGACCCAUUCAGGCACAAGAAGUUGCGCACCAUUCCACAAAAGAUAGGGUCAUCUCCCGGGUCCUGGACUGGGUGUGGCGAGGAUGGCCCAGCAGCAGCCCCGGGCCAGAAUUCGCUGGCUACACAAACCGCAAACAUGAACUGUCGGCCCACAAGGGGUGCCUGUUAUGGGGAAGCAGGGUUGUUGUUCCCCAGCCCCUCCGCAAAAGGGUCCUCACAGCCCUACACGAGACACACCCAGGGGUAGUGAGGAUGAAGGCCCUUGCCAGGAGUUAUGUGUGGUGGCCGGGGAUUGACAGAGAGAUAGAGGCCUGGGUCCAACACUGCCAGACCUGCCAAGAAUCCCGCCCGGAUCCCCCAAGGGCCCCAGUCCAGCCCUGGGAGUCCGCCCGACAUCCAUGGUCACGCUUGCACGUGGACUUCGCUGGCCCCUUCCAGGGAAAAACAUUCUUCAUAGUGGUGGAUUCCUACACCAAAUGGCUGGAGGUCGCACUGGUACCGUCCACUUCUACGGCGGCAGCCAUCCGGGUACUACGUAAGCUUUUUGCAACCCACGGGCUCCCUGACACCCUCGUCUCGGACAAUGGAACCGCAUUCACGUCAGAGGAGUUCCAGAUCUUCACAGCGCAGAACGCCAUCCGCCACAUCCGCUCAGCACCAUUCCACCCUGCCACCAAUGGCCAAGCGGAGCGCAUGGUGCGGACCACCAAGGACAGCCUCCGCCGCAUGACACAAGGGGACUGGGAAUACCGCCUUGCCGCAUUUCUUCUAGCACAGCACAGCACCCCAAGCACAACGACGGGCCGGAGCCCAGCUGAACUACUAAUGGGCCGGCGCCUUGCAACUAGACUGGACCGACUUCACCCCGACAGAGCUCAGGAUGAGGUAGUGGUGGGGAAAGGCAGGAACCCCCGGACAUUUGUGGCCCAGGACGCAGUGUACGCAAAGAAUUUUGGGGCAGGCCCAGCAUGGGUACCCGCCACAGUCACCAAGGUGACCGGUCCCGUGUCGUACGAGGUACUAACGGAAGGGGGGCAAUGUUGGCGCCGCCACUGCGACCAGCUACGGCGACGAUUCCCAGGAGGAACCCGGGAGGAGAGCGGGACAGAGGGGUCCCAAGGGGACAGCAGGGCAGUGAGGCCUGUAGAGCGAGAGGGGUGGACAGGGGAAGCAGAAGCAGUAGGCACAGAGGGGCGCCCCGAGGCUGGAAGGACACCGGAACCAGAGCCACAACCUAGUGGUUCAGUGGCGCCAGACCAGACAGCCCCGGCACAGCCAGCAGCCUCGGAACACGAGCCAGAACCAGAACCCCUGACCAAGGAACACCCCAGGCCACAACGCACACGGAGGCGGCCAGCAGACCUUGGGGACUACGAAUGCAACUUCCCGGGCAGGACUGGAACUUAGAGGGGAGGGGUGUUGUGUACUGAGCUGAAUCCUAGAACAAUAGGAUUCAGAAUCAGCGGGAGCUACCCAAUCCAACUCCAGGUGGAAGUGAAUCCGCAACCUGAUUGGCCUGCUGGAGCAGCCAAUCAGGCGGCUGGCAGAAGUGAAUCUGCUACCUGAUUGGCCUGUAGGAGCAGCCAAUCAGGCUGCAGGCAGAAGUCAAUCCACAAUAUAAUUGGCCCACAGGUGUAGCCCUGAAGUAGCCAAUCACGCAAGGCCCAUUGUGUAAAUAAUGUAUAUAAGCAGAUGGUUUUGGGAAAAGAGCCAUUCUUCUUCUCCUCUUCUCCUUGAUGACUAUGAGCUGAAUAAAGAGCAUGAAAUUCACUCUCGACUCCGAGUACAUUU
Molecule: messenger RNA, 4943 nt
Organism: Zootoca vivipara (common lizard)
Lineage: Eukaryota; Metazoa; Chordata; Lepidosauria; Squamata; Lacertidae
Source: RefSeq, a predicted model, not a curated record